CCCCUCCUUCAUCCGCAUGUCCACGGGUGCAACGGGCCCGCUCCAACCGUUCCACAGCGCCAAUCUCCUGCGCAAACCGACGCCUCCACUGUCAAGGCUCUGACCGGCUCUGGCCAGGUCAAUGCUGUACGACGUCCCCUUGAGUCGACGGGCAUCCAAGGUACGGUGAAGCAGUUCUGGACUCCGGAUCCUUCGACGGGACGGCUCGCUCUGUCAGCCUGCGUUUGCCGCCCAUAACGGCCUCCUCUUAAGCCUGGCAUGGACAUUCAGCGGUGGCUAGACCAAACUGUGCUCCCAGAGCGGCCGGCCAGCCCUCCCGUGAAAAAGCGCAGACGGAGGCAUAGCACGUCGGAUAGCUCGCUUCUCGAAGUCCCUCCGCCGCGCAAGAAGACGCCCCCAAUCACACGCGAGGCCGAUAUCGACCAAAGCGCCGACGACAGCGCAUACAGUGAUGCAUCCCACCCCACCAGUCGAUCGGGAAGCAGCACGUCCAGCCUAUACGCACGCAAGCCUCGACGCAAGACACGUCCCGAGCGCUACGAGCCCACGCUGAAGGAUGUUAAGGGGCGGGGGAGGCAUAUCCACCGGCAUCGGAAGGGCGAAUCAAAGAAGACGCAGCGCAAACCAAGGCGCAGAAAAGUGGACAAACCUGGCAGCGGUAUCGUCCAGAGCUUUUACGCCAAGAAUGUCCCCAGGGAUCGACUGACUUUGAGGCCGCGAGAGAAGCUGGGUAUAUUCAGCAAGGGUAGGGCGUCGUCGCCAGUAAAGGGCCGUGGCCUGCCCGACCUGGUCUUUUCAGAGAUGAAGUUUCUGCAGAAGAAUAAAAACCAACCGGAAACCGAGCCCAAGUCCGGGUUGUCGAAGAAGAAACGCAAGAAGGAUCAGGCGCACGCAAAAGAAGGGGAGAUUUCUGCAUACUUUACCUCUGUACGACCAGCGCUAGCAGAGAAAGAUGUGAAUAUCCAAGCGAAGGAGGGCUCACGCCGGAAGGGCUUGCGAGGAGCGGAUCGCCGGGAGCCGGAACGGUCUUCAGUGGUCGAUAACGCCAUCCCAACUGUCGAGUUGCCGGAUAAAGCAUCGUACUUGGGCUUCGGAUCGAGAGGGCCGCGCCAUGAGAGCCAAAGUUACAUUUCGUGGUCUGAGUCCAUCCGGGCGCCCAGUGGGACGCCCGCAGGACAGCGAGCGGGAUCUACUGUCAACGUCGGUCAGCUGGACUUAGCACAUGGCGGAAGAGAGCGGGGGAACACUGAAGGUGGACAGGCGUUGCACCCACGGCCGGCCCGUCCCACUGUGACCGGUCCCAUAACCGAGGGCAGUGGUGGUCGAUUUCAAGUUUCCUCGUUGGCUCCAGCAAAUGAUAGGGUCUCCCGGUCACACUCGCUUCCUCAGCACACCUCCUCACCACGGCGCGUGAACCUCGUCGAUCGAGCCGCAAAGCGUCGUCCGACACUCGAGAGCGCCGCCUCCCCUUCGUCGAUGCCACCAUUCAUACCAAUUCGUGCGGAUGUAAGGCGUGAACAGCGUGGGCCUGCUCAGACGGCAAGUGCUUCAGGGUUAAGGCAUAGUUCUCUUUCUAGUGGAGACCCGACUCUUGCUCAUAAGGGGGACUGUCCACAUAGUGAGGCUAGGUGUGCUUUGGCGGACGAUGAUCCCCAGACUUCGUCCAGUCUGGGCAGGAUUUUGAAGGACUGCAACACGGCCUUCGACGAAAGGCGGCGGGCGGCAGUGUCGUAUGGAACGAAUGCCGUGCGAGCAGAGGUGUCUGAGAUUCCUAUCCAAGAGAGAACGAGGACUGACCGCAGACCCUAUCCUACAAUUCGGAGAAUGCCAACGGUGCGCUUCUCCGGGGUUGAGAUAUGCAACCCGCGUUUGUCGAACUUCUCUGGCCGGAGCAUCUAUGAACAGCAGGAACAGAGGCAAUACGUCACUCAGCAGCCUAGUAAUGAUGAUUAUAACAUUCUACAAGAGCCAUAUCCAACGGACGGUGAAGCCCUUGAAGGAGAGGAAGAGGACUUUGACGGUGAUGAAUGGGAGGCUUUACCGGAGGCAGCAUCAUACGGAGAACUGGAACCAUCAGUCGGAGAGUUGAUGGAGCAGUACGGCAUUAACGAUGGCCAGGAGAGCAUUGAGCAGCGGAACAGCGUCGUCGCGAAUAGCGGAUUCUGGCGUCCUCAUAAGCUGUACUGA
Trematosphaeria pertusa is the source of this 2187-nucleotide messenger RNA. RefSeq lists its product as uncharacterized. The transcript is spliced from 5 exons. NCBI's taxonomy places the organism in Eukaryota, Fungi, Ascomycota, Dothideomycetes, Pleosporales, Trematosphaeriaceae. The coding region runs from base 259 to 2187 and encodes 642 amino acids. The record is from RefSeq and is a predicted model, not a curated record.